AUGUUACCUCAAAUGCCAAUGCUAUCGUCUACGUUUGUAACCGAUGGACAAACAACAGCUGUAACAAAACCCGUGUCAUCGGAACAACUCAUCCCCAAUACAGUUGGUCAGCUUCAAUGUAUGAGCCACAGCAACGCUAAACAUUCCUACUUUCCAAGUAACGCGUAUCUUUGCUCACCAGCAACAAAUCAAGCCGUGUACACCUGCAGUAAUGAAGAUAUCAGCGAACUGUUCAAGAAAACAUCACCACAAUUCACCGAAAAUGUCCUGAUUUAUCAGUACAAAACUGAAAUCAUCGCAAAACCAAAGUAG
Molecule: messenger RNA, 312 nt
Organism: Necator americanus (New World hookworm)
Lineage: Eukaryota; Metazoa; Nematoda; Chromadorea; Rhabditida; Ancylostomatidae
Exons: 1
Coding region: 1-312 (103 amino acids)
Source: RefSeq, a predicted model, not a curated record